This is a messenger RNA of Anneissia japonica, 2848 nucleotides long. RefSeq lists its product as uncharacterized. The transcript is spliced from 8 exons. The record is from RefSeq and is a predicted model, not a curated record. NCBI's taxonomy places the organism in Eukaryota, Metazoa, Echinodermata, Crinoidea, Comatulida, Comatulidae. Bases 108 to 1130 code for a protein of 340 amino acids.
AAAUAACAAAUAAUAAGUUUCUAAUUUCAGAGAAGAUAGAUAAUUUACGUGGAUAUCUGAUUACCAUAGAAGAAAAACUUCAAUCAAACAGUAAAGUUUGUUUUGAGAUGAAGUUCAACAACACACUCCAAAAGUUGGAUCCACUAACAGAUGGACAGUUAAUGUUGCAUUCAGACUGUGCUUCUGGAUUUACGGAGGGAAUACGAAAAGGACAUGAAUAUAUGGUUUCAGUACAGAGUUUACCACUUCCAAAUCGUAAUGGUAUUCUUACAUAUAUUUCUGAUGAAAGCAUUUUCAUAGGGUUUUGUGAUAGCUUUUCAGUGACAAAUGGUGAUGUUGUUCCUCAAGUGGAGGGUGUUUAUGUUAAUAAUGAAGUUGUGGAAGUUAAAUGUAAACCCAAACAUAAGUUGAUUGGAGCAAGCGCUUUGGAGUGCCUUUCACCAACUGGAAAGGGAAAUUGGAAUGACAGUAUACCAGAAUGCAUCAAAUAUCAUGUUGAAGUGGAAGUUUUCUUAAACCGAUCUGUCCUUGUAAAUUUUGAAUUUCUUCCGAAUUGUCAAAAUGGUCACAUGGUCAGAUUAAGAGAUUUAACACAUAACAAACAACCAGAAGAUAAAAGGAAAUUAGUUAAAACUGGGUACACGUUUAUGUAUGAAAACCUAACAAUUGGAAGCUGGCAAGCCUGUGUUUCUUCGUAUUUUUGUGGUAGUGAGGUGGACUAUUGUCAUUACUUUAACAUUACAGGACCUACAACACCUGCAGGACCUACAACACCUACAGCACCAAGCACUCUCGUCAAUACUCCAAAAACGUUAACAUCGACCAAAGCUAAAAACCCUUUAAAAAAUACAAAAACAUAUGUAUAUAGUGGUGUGGGUUGUAUAGGGGGUUUGUUACUAGUUGUCCUAGUCUUCAGACUGAGAUCCAGCUACAAAAGAGAUACUUCUCACACAAACCUAGACGAGUCAACAAUUACUGGGUCAGACAGAUCUUUGAUUGUGGACAACAACAAUAUGAUGUGUGUGACCCCUGACCUUCCACUCAGUCAUAGUUUGCCUGAUGCUAUUACCAUUUGUUCUCAAUCACCAACAAGUGUAGAUAUAGGCAUUCCUCCUUCUGGUUCUGUUUAGUGAGCAAAGUGCAAAUCUGACUUUGAUUUUUUGCGGCCCUUGAAAAGGGCGAUUAAAAAUAAUUUUUGUCUUGAAAACACCUUGUUUCUGCAAAAAGUAAUAUUGAAACUGAGCAUAAAGCGGUUUAAAAACAGUCCAUGAAUGUAUUAGGAAACACACUGGAACAUCAAAGUUUGGGUGCGGCCCUUGGGGUUAUAUAAAAAAUUUACUUUGGCCUUCUGAACCAGUUUUAUGCCACACCUCUGGUUUAGAUUAAUCAUCCAGCUUUUAUCCAGCGGUGGGUUGCGUGUGUACAUUCAGGGAAGGGGAAAGACAUUGUCUAGCAAUUGCUGAUGUUUGUCAGUGGGUUGCAAAAAAAAAAAGAAAAUAAAUCAAACAUUUGCGGCCAUCCUUAGGUGCCAUACCUCUAGAAAUUCAAAACCUCAGCUCCAGCCAUGGCGUAGGAAUUUUUGAAAAAAAAGUAUGUUCUUCUUUUUCUUUAAACACUAAUAAUUUUUGGACAUCAUCAACCCCAUUAUUAGUAAUUGCUCCACUAGGGGUAAACACAGUUAAUAUGCUGAGAGACAUUUCAGUAGUGAAAGGCUUCUUUAUAGUAAGAGAAAUAGAACGGUAGAUAAAUAUAAAUUCUUCUUAACAUUAAUGUAAAGAGAAAAUGUGAAGCCUAGUUACAACCUUUAUUGUUGAGAUAGGUUUUUGGGUGGGCAUGUAUUCGAGAAAGAUGUUUGUUCGAGGGAGGCAUUUAUUUAUUUUUUUUAAAUGGAUAGGUGUACGUAUAUUCUGAAAUAAAACCCCCUAAAUUUCACUGUAAAUAUGGAAGUGCAACGCAUAAUUAACGCCAAAGUGUGUUAUUGCGCGAUCAUAAAGACUUAUCCAAACAGAUUGAAAAAAAAUGGAAUUCAACUUGAGUAGAAAAUUAAUAGAAUGUUUUGCGAAUGAUGUUGCUUCCAUUAGAUUUGCAGGAAUUUAGGGGGACGUUUAUUCAAAGAAAAAUAAAACACCUUGUGGCAAUUGUUCGAGGGAGUUAUUCCAAAUGAGGCUCUAAAGGGUGUGUUUAUUCGAAUAAAUACAGUAUGUAGGCCUAUAACAAUUGUAUGUUCACUUUUACACUAACAUGUACUGGAGCUGUGGCUUUGUGGUUAAGAUGUUCGCUUUCCAAUCCCACGUUCCUUGGUUCAGUCUCUGCUACUGCAAGGUUUUUUUUCCUCCUGACUGAAAAAACAGCUUCACUCCCUUAGGUGGGACUUUUUUAUACCUUGUAUUACAAACUUAUUUUUUUAAAGAUUGUCAGGUGAGGGUGGAAAAAAAAAAUUAAUUUUUGUUUUCUCAAUAUUAAAGCAAACUGAUUUUACCAAAACUAUUUAGGCAGAGAAGAAAGUAAAAUAAAAUUUUAUUGAUAAAUUAAAAAGUGUCGUAAUGUGAUUUCAAAAUCACCAAUUUUGUUGGUCGGAGGGUUUGUUAAACAAGGUAUAAAAAAAUUCCUGCCUGAGCCUCAUAAAAAAACUUUUCGAACACCCCCUCCCCUUCUUUCCGCAAAUUUCUGGAGCCACCACUGUAGCCCUGCCAUCAAGGAAAUGCAUUUGUAAGCUCAUAAAUGCAAACCAGUGUAUUGGAGGAAAAAAUGGCCAUUGUUUAGUUAGUUGCGAGGGCAAUAUUAUCGCUUAACCCUUUCCAAGGACAGAUCCGCUGGAAAAGAGUUGGGUUCCAGUGCCAGUUCUCUA